Messenger RNA from Carcharodon carcharias (great white shark), 1014 nucleotides. RefSeq names its product heat shock transcription factor 2 binding protein. The record is from RefSeq and is a predicted model, not a curated record. The transcript is spliced from 8 exons. Gene Ontology annotation, cellular component: cytosol. The coding region runs from base 1 to 1014 and encodes 337 amino acids. Lineage: Eukaryota; Metazoa; Chordata; Chondrichthyes; Lamniformes; Lamnidae.
AUGAAGCGGUUGAUGGCAUCUCGAGGAAGCGGGAACUCGAAGCCUGUGAGCAAAGAUGAAUUCGUUAAAAUUCGGAAGAAAGAUUUGGAAAGACUAACAACUGAAACUAUGCAAAUCAAGGACUUUCUGCCGAAGAUUCUUAAUGGAGAAUUCUUGGAGACCUUUCACCAACUGGAAGCAGCUGAAGCAACUUUGGAGAAAAGGACGCAGGAGAAUGAACAGUUACGACUGGAUUGUGAUCAUUUUAAAACUAGGCUGAAAACAGCACAGGCAGACUGCCAAAAGGAGCGAGAGGAAAAAUUGGCUUCGAGGCUACAGUUGAAUGAAGCAAGACAACAGCUGCUUCAACAAGCUGAAUACUGCACAGAAAUGGGUGCUGCAGUCUGCACUUUGCUCUGGAGUGUCUCUAGCAACGAGGAAUCAGUUAAAUUUAUCCUUGGAGGAAACAAAGCGGAAAAGUUUUUCAAUAUUGUGGGACAGACAAUCGAAAGUUUUGUGAAAUCUCUAGAUGGAAGCAUGAAGGAGCAACAGAAAAAUCUGGAUUCAGAUGAAAACCAGUUUGUUCUGGCAUUGGCAGGAAUUGUAACAAAUGUGGCUGCUGUGGCCUGUGGUCGGGAGUUCUUGGUUAAUUCUUCUCAAAUUCUCUUGGAAACACUGUUGCAGCUCCUAGCGGAAAUGAAGGCAGGUCUGUGCACCAAGCUCAAAGUACUAAUGUUAAUGUGUUUAUACAAUGUAAGCAUUAACCUGAAAGGCUUGCAAUAUAUCAGUGAGAGCCCAGGAUUCAUCCCUUUGUUAUCCUGGCUUCUGGAAGAUCCAGAUGCAGAAGUCUGUCUCCAUGUUCUGCGGCUCAUUCAGUCUCUGAUCCUUGAGCCAGAGGUUUUCUCCAGAGUAGCAACCCAGAUCCGUGAAUCACUGCCAGAGCAGCGCAUUCUAGAACUUACCAGCAACCGUAACCCAGAUCUCCGCAACUUAGCAAGUGAGCUGCUGGAGGACAUGAAAAUGCUCAAUAUUUAA